This is a messenger RNA of Sphaeramia orbicularis (orbiculate cardinalfish), 2356 nucleotides long. It is a transcript of the gene pdp2, whose product is annotated as putative pyruvate dehydrogenase phosphatase isoenzyme 2. The transcript has 9 exons. Lineage: Eukaryota; Metazoa; Chordata; Actinopteri; Kurtiformes; Apogonidae. The coding region runs from base 126 to 1748 and encodes 540 amino acids. The record is from RefSeq and is a predicted model, not a curated record. Gene Ontology annotation, biological process: protein dephosphorylation. Gene Ontology annotation, cellular component: mitochondrion. Gene Ontology annotation, molecular function: [pyruvate dehydrogenase (acetyl-transferring)]-phosphatase activity; cation binding.
GACAUAUUGUGUUUAGGAUAGAUUCAUUUGUGAAUCUGCGAAGUUAGUAAAUUUUAAGUUAAGGAACUUAACACAGAGACAGUGACUGAGCUGCACUAUAAUCUUCCCACAGAGUCAUAUGAAAGAUGUCUGGACGUGUCUGCACUAGCAUCCUUCAAAGAGCGUCCUGUUACACAGUGACUCUUUCUUUCUCUUCCUCAUCCCAGUAUGUCCACCCUGUAGUGUAUCCCUCUUCCCAUCUUCAACACACCCAAUAUUGUCGUUUGUCAACAUGGAGUACCUCCAGAAGAGCCCGGUCAUGCUGCAAUCUUAAAAAGGCAGGAAACGGGUCCCAAAAAGGUCGCAAGCUCUCAACCCGUCAGGAUCUGGACUUCCAGCUCAGCCGGGUCCAGAUCAACGGCAUUCUCCGAUCCAAUGAGCAGACUGUGAGUGUGCCAGAGUUUGAUGGCAGGGGUCUCAAUGCUGUGAGAAAGUUUGAGAGCAACCAGCUAGCUGCAAACACACCUAAUGAGGACCGUCGUAGUGCAGCCACUUGCUUACAGUCAAAGGGCAUGCUUUUUGGAGUGUUUGACGGCCAUGGUGGUUGGGCAUGUGCCCAGGCUGUAAGUGAGCGUCUUCUGUACUACAUAGCAGUUGCAAUGAUGUCAAAGCAGAGCCUGGAGGAGCUUGAGAGGUGUAUGGAGCAUGGCAGAGCUGUUCCUCCCAUUUUACAGUGGUAUAAACACCACACAGACUUUAACUAUCGUGACUCUGCUUCAUUGUACAUUGAACACCUCAGAGUCUUCUGGCAGGAAAUACUGGACAGUGAAGAACAUGGUGAUGGCAUGAGUCCCUCAGAUGCUUUAGCUUGUGCUUUUAAAAGGCUGGAUGCUGAUAUCUCCUUGGAGGCACAGGUUCCUCUUUCCAGUGAUCUGAUGAAAAGCACAGCCAUCCAGGUUGCGUUUGCAGGAUCCACUGCCUGCGUGGCUCACAUUGGCACAGAUGGAAUCCACGUGGCAAAUGCAGGUGACUGCCGAGCAGUGCUGGGGGUGCGAGAAAAGGACGGCUCAUGGAGUGCUUUACCCCUUUCCAAAGAUCACAACUCACAGAACCAAGCUGAGGUGGAGCGGAUAAAAGCCCAGCACCCACCAUCAGAGAGAAAUACAGUGAUUACAGAUGACCGCCUGCUAGGGGUUCUGAUGCCCUUACGUGCAUUUGGUGACGUGAGAUUUAAGUGGAGCCUUGAGUUGCAGCAGAGUAUUUUAGCCAGUUUAGAGUCCGGUGGAGACCUAGACUCCUUAAACCUGUACCAGUACAUUCCUCCCAACUAUUUAACUCCACCCUACUUAAACGUGGCUCCUGAGAUCACUUAUCACAAGCUGAGACCUCAGGACCACUUCCUGAUCCUCGGCAGUGACGGGUUGUGGGAUGAACUGGGAAAUGAAGAGGCUGUACGACUUGUGGGAGAACAUCUGAGUGGGAUUCACAUACAGGCUCCAGUUUCUCCAUCUGAGAAGCAGAUGAAAUUGGGUCAGAUGCUUGAACUGUUGCUAAAACGUCGGGCUCGUGCCUCUCCAGCCCUCGACUCCAACGCUGCAACGCAUCUCAUCAGACACGCUCUUGGUACUGGGGAAUAUGGUGACCUAUGCCAAGAAAGACUGGCCUCUAUGCUCGCUCUGCCGGAGGACCUUGCACGAAUGUACAGGGAUGAUAUCACAGCUACAGUCGUGUAUCUGAACUCUGACCUGGCUAAACCUCAUCACAAUUAACAUAAGGGAAUUUGUUAGAGGAAGACACAUGCAAAUAGUUGCAUUUGCCUGAAAUGUAUAGAUAUUUUUGGACAAUAAGCAUGACAAGUAUUAUAACCUGUUACAUAUGUACAAUGAUUUUUAAACUUAUAAACUGAAAUAACUAUUUUUUUUAGUGUUCUGUUCUUUAUACAGGUAUUAUGAAAAAGUUCCACAGACUCAAGAUGUUACGUAAUGAUAAAUAUUUGCACAUAACCUUGUCAAACCUGUAACAGCAAGACUUCAAAACAGCUUUAAUGCACAUAUUCACUUUGUUUGCAUUUUUUGCUUGUUGUUCUUGCACAAUUUCAGUUUACGGUCAACCAUCUAUAUUUUAUGAAGUGUUCCUUAUCCCUACAUGUGAGACUGUGAGAUAUUCUUUAAAUGUGCUGUUUUUUUCUGUGAUCCUAAAGUAUUUUAGUAGACACUCCAGUCACUUGAAGAAGGAUGCAGACGUUUAAUUUUUAAGUAUUGUGAAGUUAUGUUGUGUUUUAAAGCAGUUCAGAAAUGUGAAAAAAUAUAAAGGGUUUGGUGCUUUGGCAUCUGAAACUGUGUGGGAAACAGUUUUCAAAAUAAACGGUGGUAAUGUG